AUGCGGAGCGGCGAGGAGCUGGACGGCUUCGAGGGCGAGGCCUCGAGCACCUCCAUGAUCUCGGGCGCCAGCAGCCCGUACCAGCCCACCACCGAGCCGGUGAGCCAGCGCCGCGGGCUGGCCGGCCUGCGCUGCGACCCCGACUACCUGCGCGGCGCGCUCGGCCGCCUCAAGGUCGCGCAAGUGAUUUUGGCCCUGAUUGCAUUCAUCUGCAUUGAGACCAUCAUGGAGUGCUCCCCAUGUGAAGGCCUCUACUUUUUUGAGUUCGUAAGCUGCAGUGCAUUUGUGGUGACUGGAGUCUUGCUGAUUCUGUUCAGCCUCAACCUUCACAUGAGGAUCCCCCAGAUCAACUGGAACCUGACAGAUUUGGUCAACACUGGACUGAGCACUUUCUUUUUCUUUAUUGCUUCCGUGGUAUUGGCUGCUUUAAACCACAAAACAGGAGCAGAAAUUGCUGCUGUGAUAUUUGGCUUCUUGGCCACAGCAGCCUAUGCAGUGAGUACAUUCCUGGCUGUGCAGAAAUGGAGAGUGAGCCUCCGACAGCAGAGCACCAACGAUUACAUCCGAGCUCGCACGGAGUCCAGAGACGUGGACAGUCGUCCUGAGAUCCAGCGCCUAGACACAUGAGGACACGCCAGAGACGGCCUCCCUUCUGCCCUCGCUCACGCCAUCCUUCCAGCAAGUUUUGUUUUUGUUUUUUUGUUUUGUUUUUUUUCCUUUGAGCACAUCAGAUUUUCUUGUGAUCCAGUUGAAUUUUGUCCUUAUUGGUAAAAGUUCAUUUUGGGAAAGAGUGCCCGGAAUGGCCUGGUUGAUGGGUCUCUCGUGGGCUGGAGAGGCCUGGAUCCUCUAAGAGCAGCCAGCCUCACUGACAGCCCACAUCCACUGUAGGUCUUAACUGUCCCAAAACACAGGCUCACACCUGACUCUGAGCCAUCCUGUCAUGAGCAUUUGUGAUGAAUGAAAACUUUGGGUGAAAUGGGGCUGCUAAGAAGGGAACUUCAUGUCACAAAAAGAAGUAACAGGGCUGGAGCAGCAGCGUGGUUCUGGGGCAGCUCCCCCUGCGUGCUGUGGGUGGGCGUUGAGUCUGGCUGCCUGGAUCCAUCCUCCUCAUCCCCCAUGCCCAGGGCAUCCAGGUAGCAGCACAGUCCCAAGGUUACUUCUGGAUCCGAGGGACUUGGCAAAGGGAUGCGCUCUUGGAACCUCCUUGCUGGGCCUGACCGAGAAAGCUGUGGGGCAGCUUCCUGGGACCAGUGACUCACAGGACAGACACUGUGUGUCUCCUACCCUGCUGAGAAAUCACUGAUUCUUCCUCAAAUGAAUCUCCUUCCUGGGUCCCAUAUUCCUAUGUAGGAAUGUUUGCCAGUCACCUGCCUACCCUACUUGGUACCCUACAUGAGGCUGAAUCGCAAGUUCUGCACUUUUACCUUCUCAGGUAAAAGCUGCAAAAGAAACUGUCCCUUUCGCCAGCUGGAGCACUUGCCCACUUGCUGGCCUCAUGGGGGUGUGUUGAUGCGUGUUACAAGGCAGCACAUGCAAACACGUACCUUUGUUUUACAGACCCAUGCUAAUUCUCUAAAUGCCUGAGAAUAGUUCUGAAGUGAUUCUGAGUUGAUUUGUCUAGGCUUUGAAAAUACUUGAAUUUGUGCCAGGACAUACCUUCCAUGGGUGUUUCGGAUGACACUAAUGUUGGUUUGGGUGUCAUCACUAUGGGCAACAAUCGGUCUUGGAACCUGCGGAAAAUCCUAGUUACUUAAGGUUUUUGAUCGGUUCUUGUGAAGUAAAGAUUAUUUUUUGCAGUAAAUGAAUUAAACAAGCCCCUAUGAUGUUGUACUUUAUUGUUAGACUAAUUAAUUUUGUUUGGAAAAAAAUUGUUUGAACUUGUCGGGUUCUUACUCUGAACUGUCUUAACGUUUACAGACCUCUCCAUAGCGCUAAUGCUUUGUGUGUAGCUCUCGAGAAGGACGUGACCCUGCUGGUGGGAGGAGUUCACAGGGUGGACAAUUCCCAGUAUCCUGCACCCAGGGUCCUUUACAGUCUGAGCAGUGCUCUUUGUGGUAAAUAACCCAGAAGUGGGUGGCAGAGCGCUGGAGGAGUCUGAGGAAGCGCCCCUGUGCACCUGUGCUCUUGCAUUCUUCAGGAAAGCACGUGGCUUAACAGCAAGGCGGGGCCCUGGGCCAGGUAGCACUGUGAGCCAGGGGAGUCCACAGAAAAUGCAUCAGUCCACAUCUGGCAGGGGAAUAGGGGCUGGCUCCCUGAUCCCAGUACCCAGUGCAAUCCAGUUGUGCUGCAGUUCCUCCAGGCUGGCAGUGGCCCAGGUCACAUGAUUGGGGACUGACCUAGCUAACUGGUGGUAACUCCCUACCCCUUUCUUUUUCUCUCUCAGAGGGCAGCCUGAGCCUGGCCCCAUGCCCAACCUGUCACAGACCCUCUAUCCAUGGAUGUCAUGAGUCAGUACACUUUAUGUUCCUCCCACUUUGAACCUGUUAUGUGUAGUGAUACAGGAGAGGUGAUAGCAUCUGGAUUUGAUUUGUUCAUUUUACAUGGCUAUUUUGCAUUUGUUGAGUGUGUCUGCAUAAUCAAAAUUGGGCUUUGCUCCUGAGAAUUCCACUUAAAAUAAGGCCCCAAUGACUUAGCCAUGGGUUAGAUGGGGCCCACCUGGAAGGACCACCCCAGAUUUAUCAGAAGUCUGCUGGGAGUCAUGUUACGUGGCCUCAGUAAAAGGCCACUUUUGAAGUGAGACUAAAGAAAGAACCAUUCAGGCAGGAUUGACGCCCAAGUUUUCCCAAGUCACUUCAAUAAAAGCAUUUUCUCAUUUGGUGAAAGGAGACCGUUGAUUGGCCUUCUGAAGAAGUGUUGUCAGCUAAAGAAAUAAUGCUGAGGCUCGUCAAGACUGUAAAUGCUGAGAGAUGAUAAAAAGCAAUGCUGUCUUCUGUCCAGAAAGACUUAGGAGUCAUUUGCAUCUUAGUUACAGAAUCUUUGGCCAGUAACUAUUUAAAAUCCUCUGUGCAAUGAGGUUUCCCUAUGGGUUUUGUAAAUGCAUUUCCGGAGGCGGCCUGUGCGCUUUGUAACUGGUGUAGUGCACGGCCCUGUGUGUCCUCGUGGAAGCCAGCGUGGUGAAGGAAGGUAGUGACGGGAGUACAGCUGUGUGGUGAAUGCAAAGACACUGGUGCUUUUAUUAUGCUGCCUCUGGGGACAAACAGAAGACAAUCAAGAUUUGAGGUCUUAAAAUGACUUCUUUACAAGCUGGUAAUUCUUCUAUGGAACAAUAUCCUUAGGUUUUGAGUAUUUUUAAGGUUGAAGCCACCUUAGUUUUCUCCAUUUCCUGGGAACUGCAGUUGCUGUGAACAUCUGGUAUGUUGGUGGAGACAGAGUUGAGGCCUCCCAGCAGUUGGUGGUUUUGAUAGGUGCACACUAAUGUCAUCAGAGAAAUUGUAUUUUGGCACUGACUUGAUUGAGUGUCGUGCUACACCCUGGCCCCCCACGUGCAGUCUGCUGAAGGGACACACAGCAGUCCUGUGCCCGGCUUAUGGAGGAACUGGUCUAGAGAACCUACAGAUAGUGUUGGUCCCUAGAAAGUCUCUUCAGAGAAGUUCCAUUUCAAGUAAACAGCCGGCCUGGGAGAUGGCUCCAUAGUUAAAGGUGCUUGCUUGCAAAGCCUUCCAGUCCAGGUUCAGUUUCCCCAGUACUCACAUAAAGCCAUAUGCAUAAAAUGGUACAUGCAUCUGGAGUUUGU
Molecule: messenger RNA, 3733 nt
Organism: Jaculus jaculus (lesser Egyptian jerboa)
Lineage: Eukaryota; Metazoa; Chordata; Mammalia; Rodentia; Dipodidae
Gene: Cmtm4
Product: CKLF like MARVEL transmembrane domain containing 4
Exons: 4
Coding region: 1-627 (208 amino acids)
Cellular component (GO): membrane
Source: RefSeq, a predicted model, not a curated record